AUGAACUGUGCAUUUGCCACCACGGAGAAGAGAAGAGACGCAAAAAAGAGGCGCAGCAGCGGCGCUUCCGCAGCCAACGACGGCAACAUGGCUGGGCCUCGACCGGAAGAAACCCUUUCAAGGUUCGGUGUGGUUUUUGUUGUGAACAUUUUCAGUGAAGUUCGAUUCGUGGACCAUUCCGAGGCGCUGCGACAGGACAGACGGGCGCCGGAUUCAAUUCCGAGGGCUUCGGCUCGAGAAGGAGCCGCCACUAACAUGCAGCACGACUCUUCCGACAACGUCAUACCCUGGAGACCUAAGGGACCUUGGGUUUCGCUGAGUGCUGUUCUGUUUGUGGCAAUAACGAGGCGCAAAGAAAUCCUCCGCGACGCGAAACUCUCUUCCCUGUUCAUACAACCAUCCGGUAGUUGGGCUACAUUGUGCAAACAUUGCUUUCCGUGUCCUGAAAGUACGUUCCAUCCAGAGAAAGGGUACGAUAACCCUGAUGUGUGA
Molecule: messenger RNA, 492 nt
Organism: Notodromas monacha
Lineage: Eukaryota; Metazoa; Arthropoda; Ostracoda; Podocopida; Cyprididae
Source: the annotation of a GenBank genome assembly